This is a messenger RNA of Phytophthora infestans T30-4, 1302 nucleotides long. RefSeq lists its product as uncharacterized. The transcript has 7 exons. NCBI's taxonomy places the organism in Eukaryota, Oomycota, Peronosporomycetes, Peronosporales, Peronosporaceae. Bases 1 to 1302 code for a protein of 433 amino acids. The record is from RefSeq and is a predicted model, not a curated record.
AUGCUCUCACCUGGAUGCAACCAAGGCAUGAAGUCCGACGCGCCGUCAUCACUGCAGAUUCCUGAGUGCCUCAUGCCGGUAACGUGUCCAGCGAAGCCCGGUUGGGACACCGCGUGGACUGUCGCCAGUAAUGCCAAGCUCAGCCUGAGCAAGACACCGCGUCUUGCUGCCAGUAACGCUGCCGGUGAGGCCUGGACAAGACGCCACGCCAUCUCAUCCUGCAGCAGCACUGCAUUGAAAGCAUCGGAUGCUACCUUUGCUGUGAGCGGCGAAGGCACUCGAACGGAGCGCACUGGGCUUGACAGCUCACUCUCGAACUUACCUCGAGCUCGCCAAGCCAUCCUCAAGUCCCUGCGAUCUCUGCGCAGCAGGACCGCUUCACGGAAGCAGACGCCCCAAAUGAAAUUCCCGCCCAAUUCGAGCUCAUUUCAUCUCCCGGAGGCGACGAUCAAGAUGAUGACAGCAAACGGGACUUCGUAUCGGACCCCCGGUUCGUCUUCCGUAGAUGACGAUGGAGACGACGACUUCGAGCCUCCCAGGGAUUCAAGCAACUCGAGCGAUACGCUACAGGACCUUUUGAACGAGAUUGCUCUCAAGGCAGACCAAAAGACUCGAGAAGGAAGAAAAAGAGGAUCCCGUCGCGCGAGAAAAUCUGAUAAGCGUAGGCGCCGCGAGUCCGGCAUGGAGAGUUAUGGCACUGAUGACGGGAGCGUGGCGGAUACUGAUUCGUUGCCGCCAACAGACGAGGAACGUGAAGACGCGGAUGUCGAAAACGUGCGGCUGGACCUCCAAGACCCGAAUACUGAUCGCACGCCUCGGGUCCGACGCACGGAAUCAUAUCCAGAGCGCGUUGCCUUGGAAAGAUCUCGCGUGAGUGUGGGGAAUAAGACCCCACCAAUGCAGAGGCUUGUUGAUUCGUCGUGGACGGAGCUAAGUGACGAGCUGGAGAAGUAUAGCUGUGAUAACUAUCGGUUAUUUAGAGCCCGAGACACUCGGACCGUGAAAAAACACAACUCCAUGAGUGAUCUUCAAAUACCUGUAACGUUGGACUACAGCUACAAAGUGUUUCGAUGCACCCACGGAUGCCCGCAGAAGUUCCGCGGUACAGGCCAACGAGUACUCCAAGUCGCUAUACUGGAUGCAAGGCCCUGUUCAGCGCUGCAUCGCGGAAUAUCGCAGAAGCAGGGCAAGCUGAAAAGUGGCGAAUCGUUCUACGCAACUGGGGGCUUUGGAGAGGCACGUAACGCCCCAGCAAACACGCAACAUAGUGCCAAAGGUUCUGAAGAGCACGGCUGCGGAUAA